AUGACUAGAAGCAACGAAAUAGAAGGUAAUACGGUCGAUUUACAGCCCAAUACUCCUGUUGUGAUUGAACAUCCCUGCCUAGAGUGUGGCGAGCCCGGAGAGCUAAGAUUACUUUUGGUUCCCGAUUUAUUCUUUCCCGAUUCAGUUCUUUCAUCAACUAACUGUUUAGCUUGUGGUUAUAAAGAUACUCAAGUGUAUCAGAUGGAUAGUGCAUCAGCUGGAGUUAAAGUUAUUUGUGAUUUUGCUACGAAAGAAGAUCUGAGGCGGUAUAUGAUUAUUGCAGCUGGUACAGAGAUUAAUAUUGAAUCGGAGCAGCAGGGUGUGUCUUUUGUGCAGAAGGAAGAUGGAGUUUGGGUGGUGGAGAGUUUAAUUAGGUAUGUUUUGGAGAAGAUCAUUUCCCAAGGGACUUAUCCUGAGGAUGAGUUGCAAGAAGAGGAAAUGGAAGGUUUAGGGGAGUAUAAGGAUAUUGCGGUUUUCUUAUUACAAUCAAUGGAUGAUAUUAAUUUGACUUUGACCUUAAAAGAUAACAAAGGAGUUUCCCGAGUUAUGCCACGAGGAGUUAUACCAGAAGAAGGUCUUAAAGUUCUUCCUUUUGAUUACUUCAUUGAUGAUCAGGUGAAGAUGGAGAGUUUUGAGUUACCACAAGAACCGGUGGCAGUGGAAGAGACUCCAGAUGAAUCUUUUGAGGCUGAGAAGUCUUCUGAGGAGCAAUAG
Molecule: messenger RNA, 714 nt
Organism: Nematocida homosporus
Lineage: Eukaryota; Fungi; Microsporidia
Exons: 1
Coding region: 1-714 (237 amino acids)
Molecular function (GO): zinc ion binding
Source: RefSeq, a predicted model, not a curated record